AUCCUGUAUCCCCUACAAAUGUCCUCAAUAAAAACAGAACGCUUUUGCACGUCUUAUCAUUAUUGUCAAAUUAAUUGAAAGUGAAAUUAUUGGCAUAUCUCAAAUUAACUGUAAAAAUGACCUCGACUCUCGUACGGAAGGUAUCGCAAGGCACUCUAAAUUGGGGAAAAUUGGGUAAGUCAGGUUUGUCUGAGCUCCAAGCAAAGGGUGUUGGCGAGAAGAAUCCAUACAAAUCAGCUAAAAACGAGAAAAUUGUAAAUGUGGAAGAAGAGCCUCCUGUCCCUCCUGUAAUAAGAUAUAGAGUAUGUCAACAGCGAAAACCUAACUACGUAGAAAUUGGCAAAAAGUUUCCAACGACUGAAGAUUUGAAUCUACAAUCAUUGCAACCAUCUCAGCAUCCAAAGUACUACUGCGGUUGUGAAAAUAGUCAUUGGUAGCCGAUUUCUUGGCAAAUAUCGCACAGGCUCCAAAAUACCUAAUGUUAGAAUGUGAAUCGUGAAUAUAGGCAUGUGAAUAAAUAUGCCUAAAAAAUUUACAAGAACACUAUAAAGUACCUAUAUUAUAUGUAUUUUUUAUCACGAGCGGUUUAUUUUCAUCAAGUAAACGUAUGUUAUAUACAGCGAGUGGUUCAAGAAUAUUCUUCAAAACCAAUAAAAAGCACGUCGGAAAAUUAACAAUGUACUGUGCUCUAAGCCAUUUGCAGGUCUUAAUAAAAAAGAAUAGCGGAAUGGAGGAAGUUUCAAGUUACUGACACCAAACAAUAAAUUAACUAAAAAGUAAUUGUAAAAAACAAACGGAUUUCAAACAUGUUAUUCAAAACUAUAGUUUUUGAACAGUGAAACAUAAGAAUGCUCGCAAUGUGAAAGUAUUUUAUAUUUGUUAGAAAUAAGCCAUAUUCUAAAGAAAAGCAGUUUCGUAAAUUGCGUUUUAAUCAUAAAAUUACAGAAAUCACUCUGAUGUUUUUUAAAUUAGUUAUGUUGUAGAGCAUGCAAUUAAUGUGGGCAUUAUAACAUGCUUAUAGGUAUGGAUAAAUUUCCAUUCAGACAUUCAGAUGAAAAUGAAUUACAUGGUUUUUUGUGAUAAACCUAUACAGAAAGUAAAACAUGCUUUUGUCUGACUUUACUAAACAAAGUUUUACUGAAUGUGCAUAUCGCGAGUCAGCUCCAUCUGUAUUGUUCUUUGAAACGCCCCUGCUUUCAAGCUAGCUAAUAUCCAUACGUUAUUAAUUACACACCAUUCACAGCCUAAAAAUUAGCAUUUAUAAAAUACGUUAGUCAGGAGUCUCUUGUCUCUUAGAGCAUAAGCAAAACUAGUCAAUUUGAUUUUCAACCUCUUUUGUGCAUCAUUCUGUAAAUCGGAUCGAGUCAGCUCAUGUCAGGCGCGUUGCCAUUGGAGAAUGAUUGAAAAAACUGUCAAUCAUACUUCAAUGAAAAAAUUUGAAUAAUCACAAUCAUUUCAUUAUGUAACAUGGCACGUAUAAUAUCCACUAGAUUGAAUGUGAACAUACGAAAUCAAAUAAGAUCAUUCAGCAGCAGAUUUGAAGCUAGUGACGUACUCAAUCGUCUUGAAGAUCAGUCAUCAGAACCCCUACUCGCAGAGGAACAUUCAGGAAGUUCUAUCAGAUACAACGUGUGUAGAGAUACUAACGCGUCUAAGAGGAAGUUCGUAUUCGAGAAAACUCCUGUGAUCAGUCUAGAUCAAGACAACAGAAUUGAGUCAUCAUCGCAAGAGGCAGAAGAAGAGGAAAAUCCACGAAUUUCGGUUCCUACUUCUCAGGAGAAGGGUUACAGGGCAUUCGACGCUUCUACCACUCAGAAGAACGUCAUUCUUCCGUUAAAGAUGUCGAAGCUGUCCAAUCCAUUCCCAGACCCAGUUAAGGUGAUGCCAUCUCACACAGUAUCGGAUCAAGAAAAAGCUGAUCAAGCCCAGGCGGAAUGUAGGGUCCCCAGAAGUAUUUCUAGGAGAAUGACGUCAUAAAAUGUAAAAGCAUAAUGUAACUGAGAAAUUUAUGUGAUGUAUAUACGGUCAAUAUGUUUCAAUAAAGGUAAUUGAUGUGACUUGUUUGACGUGA
Acanthoscelides obtectus is the source of this 2071-nucleotide messenger RNA. Lineage: Eukaryota; Metazoa; Arthropoda; Insecta; Coleoptera; Chrysomelidae. The record is from the annotation of a GenBank genome assembly.